Messenger RNA from Penicillium alfredii, 465 nucleotides. RefSeq lists its product as uncharacterized. The record is from RefSeq and is a predicted model, not a curated record. The transcript has 2 exons. The coding region runs from base 1 to 465 and encodes 154 amino acids. NCBI's taxonomy places the organism in Eukaryota, Fungi, Ascomycota, Eurotiomycetes, Eurotiales, Aspergillaceae.
AUGAAGCUGAGCCUGGGUAUUUUCUUCCUCACCACCGGAGCCCUUUCGGUUGCAUUGACACUACCAGCGACCCUUACAAAGAAGCAACCCGAGAAUGGAAACACCCCAGACCUAGCAUUGGCUAAUGAAUCCCGCUCAAUAGGCAACGCAACCGGGCCGGGAGAAAUCACCCAUAUGCCGCCCUUGCUUCAGAAGCGAGACGCCCUAUCCCCCGGCUGCGAUGCAGAGAAAAAGGGCCACCCAAAGUACUGCUGGUCAUCGUGCAACACGGCAACCCACGAAGCCAUUUACGACGAUCACCGCAAAGUAGGGUCUCCCUGGUGCUGGCUGGUCAAUGGUGGGCCUCGGGACUGGGUAAAAUGCAAUGAUCCCUCGGACUGUGAUGCUCAAUGGUCGUCAUUGAAGUGUAGCACGGAUCAUAGUCACUAUGGGAUGUGUGGGAGUAAGUCGGGGUAUCAGCAGUAG